CCUAGCCACAAUUGAGACACGCAUUUGACUCGGAAAUCGGCCGGGUCUGCUAAGGCCCUCGACGACAAAGACUAGGAGAACAAACUAGAAAAACUCGAGUAGCGGUAAAGAUAAAAUUUCUUCAAGAGAUGGAGGAGGAUCACAGAAACGGCGGUGUUUUAGAUGCGGUGAGAGCUAGUACAGAGGUGUAUUUAAUGAAGUGUCCAGUGGUGGUGGCUAAGUCAUGGCAGAGUCAUGCUACUUCUUCAGAUUUUCAACCUGUAGCCAAGGUUAUUGAGUCUAUUGAUCCUCUUCGCCCCGAUGACAAGAAGUACAAAAUGGAGAUGGUUAGCUCUGAAUCUGGGAGCAUGCCUAAAAGCUAUACUUUGAAUAGGGCUAAACAAAUUGUUCCUAUGACUAUCUUUUCAGAGACAAAUCAAGGUAAGGUUGCGGUUGAAGGAUAUGUGGGGAAAAAAUUUGACAUGAAGCCUUAUGAAGAAAACAUUGAGGAAUAUGGCAGAUUGUGCCGUGAAAGGACAAAUAAGUCCAUGAUCAAGAAUAGACAAAUACGGGUGAUUGAUAAUGACCAUGGAGUGCAUAUGAGACCAAUGCCUGGAAUGGUUGGCCUAAUUUCAUCUACCUCUAAGGAAAAGAAGAAAACAGCGCCAGUUAAACAAUCAGACAUGAAAAGAACUAGAAGAGAUCGUGGAGAAUUGGAAGAUAUAAUGUUCAAGCUAUUUGAGAGACAACCAAAUUGGGCUUUAAAGCAGCUUGUCCAAGAGACGGAUCAACCUGCACAAUUCUUGAAGGAGAUACUAAAUGAGCUAUGUGUUUACAAUAAGAGAGGAACCAACCAGGGAACUUACGAGCUUAAGCCAGAAUAUAAAAAAUCUGUCGAGGAUGCAGGUGCUGAAUAACUCGAUAUUCUUCUAAAACUGUGAGACUAAUUACACUUUCAUAUAGUUAAUAUCUUUUUUGGAUGAAGACAAGCAACUACUUAACUCUUGAGAAAGGGUAAUAGUGUAACAUAAAAAAAAACCAUAGUAAGCAAAGCAGGGGAAAAAAGAGAAGCUGGAAAGCAAGGGGAGAGGGAGGAGGGUUAUCCUUUGUUAUUACGACUCAAUUUUCUGAUAUCCAUGUGUAAUUCUAAACAAGAAAGAAAUGACUAAAGUAUUAGAAGGAUAAAUAAUUCAGUAGUUUCCUUUAUAAAAAUCAAAUUUAUGAGUUUGCAAUUCA
Messenger RNA from Mangifera indica (mango), 1215 nucleotides. Its product is annotated as general transcription factor IIF subunit 2-like. NCBI's taxonomy places the organism in Eukaryota, Viridiplantae, Streptophyta, Magnoliopsida, Sapindales, Anacardiaceae. Gene Ontology annotation, cellular component: transcription factor TFIIF complex. Gene Ontology annotation, biological process: transcription initiation at RNA polymerase II promoter; transcription by RNA polymerase II. The record is from RefSeq and is a predicted model, not a curated record. Bases 129 to 896 code for a protein of 255 amino acids. The transcript has 6 exons.